Seminavis robusta is the source of this 3285-nucleotide messenger RNA. NCBI's taxonomy places the organism in Eukaryota, Bacillariophyta, Bacillariophyceae, Naviculales, Naviculaceae. The record is from the annotation of a GenBank genome assembly.
AUGACAAUCCACCCCAUGAAGAUCAAGCGCAACAACAACGAUGACAAUGAUGAUGGUCUUGACGAGCUAGACUUACUCAAGAUUGCAGAGGCACGGGCAAAAGGAGACACUGGAGUCGAGGAUGAAAGCCAAGCCUUGCUGAACAAGGCACAGGACGACCAUGCGGUCCAAGCGUCCUCUUCUUCAAGACGCACAGCAAAGGCACCUGCACGAACUCGCCGAACGCGACGACAGCAUGGCGCUACUACCCGACGCACACCAGCGCCAAGCACUGGACCGUCGAAUGAUGAUGAAGUGACUAGCGAUGGAGUGGCUGGCGAUGAGGAACUAGAGAUGGUCAAGAUUCUAGAGGCAAGGGCGAGAGCAACAGCUCAUCAGGGCAACGCUGCCUCUAAUACUGAAGAUCAUUCUCCGGUCCAAGUAGCACCAAGUCACUACACCUCCAAGGCCGUCCUGAGAAAUAGAAGAGAUGCGCUAGAAGAGGACUAUGACGACCCAGAAAUUCUAAAGAUUGUCCAGGCCAGGGCGGAAAAGGCCAAUAAACAAGAAGAAAAGACAGAAGAAUUGGCUGAUGCUCCUGGUAAUGCAAGCAUUAAGACCGCUGCACAAGUGUCUUCUUCCAGCGCCGCUGAAUCCAGGCCAGGUGCUUAUGCAGGAGCACCUGGAGUUGUCUUGCAACGGGCCGACACUAUGCGGUAUUCUCGAAUUGGAAUCGUUCAACCACUAUCCAUGUCGUCUCUAAUGUCAGACAUGGGCACCAGCCAAAAAUCUAAAGACUUUCAAGUUGAUGGCAUUCACAGUAGUCGAUCUGGUUUGAUGGUUGCCAAUCUGGUUACUGAACCAAGCCACCAGAAUCUGCCAUUUGCUGAAGAAUUGGAUUUCAUUGAUGAGAAUGAUAUUGAAGAACAGAAGGCUGAGAGUAAGAGGCGCGCCUUGAUAGGUGCGUUGAAAUGGCUGGCUUCGGGAGUGGUGAUUGUCGUGGUGAUUGUCCUGGCAGUGGUUCUCGGGACCAGAAAAAAGACACCGCCAACAUCAACCGCGGAAUCUCGAAUGGCAUCUACUGAACCAACCACCUCUGUGAUGCCCUCAUUCUCCCCAUCAUCCCUGCCCAGUGAGGCACCAUUAUCAUCAAGAUUAGCCAUCAAAGGGCUCCCAGAAAAUAUAGCUGAGGCGAUUGGUAGGCCUGGUACCCCACAGCAGAAGGCUUAUGACUGGACAUUUCGACAUCCAGAAUUUGAUGGCAUGCCAAAUUGGCAAAAACAGCAAUUAUUUGCAUUGGGGACCUUCUACUUUUCAUUCGAGAACUGGCCUGAUGAUUACCACUGGAUGGACUAUGGUAACUCAGAAUGUUUCUGGACUACAGAAUUGGAUUCGCACCAGGAGGGUCCCUCAACAAUGGAUUGGAUGCCAGAAGGAUAUUUCCGUCAUGCUUGCAUGAUGGUUUCAGGUAUUAACUUGGACUAUGUUCCAGAUCCUUGGAUCUCCAACUGCAAUGAUGAAGGCCACUUCCACUACAUGAAGCUCAAACUCUCCACCUGGGAUGGCCCUCCAGUUCAUGGGACCCUGCCACCUGAAGUAUUCCUCCUUACUGGGCUCACAAUUUUGGAUAUCCAUGAUGCUGGUAUCACUGGGAGUAUUCCUUCGGAGAUUGGUAUGCUUUCCAUCUUGACAAACCUGAACCUUCACACCAAUCAAAUCACAGGAAAGAUCCCUUCAGAGGUUGGGAGGCUUCCAUUACUGCAAAAACUGGACCUGCACAGCAACCAGAUCUCUGGUUCCAUCCCAGCAAUCCUAGGAAAGACUAACCUGACUGGGCUCCAUUUAGAUGACAAUGCCAUAUCAGGUACCCUGCCAGCAGGGUUAGGUUCAUUAUCGGGUCUCAAGCUCCUGGAAUUGCAGUCCAACCGCAUUUCUGGCACACUUCCUCCUGAGUUGGCAAAUUGUAGUGGACUGAUUAGGCUUAAUGCCAGAAACAACUCUCUGACAGGACUAUCUUCAGAAAUUGGGUUGAUGACAAGUUUGAAUUUCCUUCUGCUUCGAGAUAAUCAGAUCGAGGGGACAAUCCCAAGUGAAAUUGGGCUGUUGUCAAAUUUGCUAUAUCUCAGCAUGGAGCGAAACUCAAUUACUGCUUUUCCUUUCAGUUUCAAUCAAUCUGUCAUUUAUCAGCUUGAUUUACAGGACAAUCAACUUUCCUUUAUCCCAAGUGAGAUUGGUUGGUUGGGAGACUCGGUCGGGGAGGUGGAUCUUAGCAACAACAAUAUAGCCAUUUUGCCCAGUGAAUUGUUCCUCUUGACAAGCCUUGUCGCGCUUCACCUCGAUGGAAACCAGAUAAAGCAUUUGCCGAAGGAAAUAGAACAAAUGACAAAUCUGGAGCCUUGUAGAUGGGGUUGGCUAUCCUUGUCGAACAACAAGCUCACUUCCAUACCCGUGGAAAUUGGGAGACUAACAGAUUUGCAGUCCUGGACAAUGGACAGCAAUCGCAUUUCAGCAUUUCCUGAUGUGGACUGGUCCAGCUUAUCAAACUUGAAGGCAAUCCAGCUAUCUCACAACUUGCUGAGCUCCAGUGUUCCAUCGGAAGUUGGUCUCCUGCAGCAGCUCAUUGAGCUGGACCUGUCAUCAAAUGGCUUGAUUGGGAGCAUACCUUCAGAAAUUGGAAAUCUUGAGAACUCAUCUAGCUGUUGGGGGACUGAUUCAUUCUUUGGUGCCUAUGAAUCCAACUGUGCUAUGUUGCUUCUUCUGGACCUUCAUAACAAUUCACUGACUGGCUCACUUGCGACCGAGAUGGCAAGAUUGACUGGAUUAGAAGUGCUGGACAUUUCCUUCAAUAAGAUAUCCGGUCCUAUCCCAUCCGAACUUGGGCAGCUCUUGACCACUCUUACGAAAUACAAUGCUACACUUGAUGACUAUGUUGAGAAGGAGACAUCCCUGAUUCAAACACUUGAUCUGAGCAACAACCAGCUGAGUGGGUGGUUGCCAUCAGAGCUUGGCCUUUUGACAAGCCUGGAAACUCUGGACUUGUCAUUCAACAGCCUUACAGGAACCAUUCCCAGUGAGCUGGGAAAUUUUAAUGCUUCUGCAAGUGCAAUCAUGUUGCUGGGGAAUGAGUUUUCUGGGAGGCUUCCAGAGAGUUUGUGCCCCCGGUAUUGUGCAACUGUAUUGUGUUCUGUGGAAUCAACAGCCAGUAAUAUCUUUGUGCCCAAUCCAGACUGUAGCAUGGUGGCUUUGUUUGAAGUCGACUGCUCAAGUGAAUCAUUGCUUGAUUGCAGCAUUUGUUCUUGUGCGUGA